Molecule: messenger RNA, 1380 nt
Organism: Drosophila virilis
Lineage: Eukaryota; Metazoa; Arthropoda; Insecta; Diptera; Drosophilidae
Gene: Ir60b
Product: Ionotropic receptor 60b
Source: RefSeq, a predicted model, not a curated record
AUGCUCAAUGUCCUGGCUAUAGCUACUUGGAGUCCCGGUCAUAUUUACAGCUAUCGGGCCUUUCCUCGAUUUACAAUUGUCAAGCGAAGCAUUUGGCAAGUGAAGCGCUACUUUGAGCCACAAUUGAAGGAUAUGGGUGGUUAUCCAAUAGUCACCAUGCCAGACAACGUGUUUCCGCGUACUGUUGUUUACAAGGAUGCACAAGGACAUUAUCAGCUGUCCGGUUACCUGUCGUCAUUUAUGGAAAACUUUGCCAAAACAUUAAAUGCAACACUCAAGAUUUCGUGGCACCAGGUGCCUCGGGACAACGAAAUUGUAAAAUUUAAAAAAGUGACGCGUCUGAUACAAACCAGAACUGUGGAUAUACCUGCGUGCAUUUCAAAUAUUGCACUGGAUCCCGAUUUCCGGAACUACAGUCAUGUGAUGGAAAUAUCAAAAUGGCAGCUAAUGGUGCCACUCGAAUCGGAGAUUGACCGGACAUUGUUGGUCUUUGGUGGCGGAAGCCAAAUGCAGAUCGUCUACGCAAUGUGUUUAAUGUGCCUAUUGGCCCUGCUGCUGCAUAAUGUUAAUCGCCUGGAAUUGGGUCUGGCGCCCAGUGCUUGUUGCUUGGGGGCGUUGACCGAUCCCGUGCUUAGGGCCAUACUCUAUCAGACACUAUCGAUGCCAAGGCGUCCCAGCCUAAGGCUUAAAAUCACAUACAUGCUGAUCCUGGUGUCCAGCUUUCUAUCCUACAAUACCUAUAUAACUCAGCUGGAGACGAACCUGGUGCAUCCCCUUACAAAACCACCGAUACGCAGCUACCAGGACAUGCGCAGGGUAGGCCUCAAGAUUCUCUUCACAGAUCUUGACAAGCCUGCCAUGCUCAAGGCCAUUGGCAAACACGUACUAAGCACUAAUUGGGACGUCCAUGAGCUGGUGAACAGCUCUGUGUUUCAGGCCAUGCGCUGUCUGCCAAAUUCCUCAUAUGCCUAUCCAGUUACCCAAACGAUGUGGCCCUUCAUAGAACGUAAGUUCGCCAGACAACAUCGGGCACCUUUUCGCCUGUCCAAGGAUUUCACGUUACUUUCGCUCGUUCCCUUUGCAAUACCGCUGUCCAACGACUCCAUUUACCAUCGGGCCCUCAAUAGUUAUAUUCUGCAUACCCAAGCCAGCGGCCUGUACUCAUUCUGGUAUCGCCGGAGCUACUAUAAACUACUUAGUAUUGGCAAAAUGGAGGAAUUGCCCUACAACAAUUUCGAAUGCAACUGUUAUUUACGCUGGAUAGAUCUAUACUACUUUUGGCUGCUAUACACAUGCAUGGUUUGUCUUUCCCUUGUAAUAUUCGCCUUUGAGCUCUCAGCACGCUUGAUAAAGAAAAUAAUACGCGAGCAGUUGGUAUAA